Messenger RNA from Penicilliopsis zonata CBS 506.65, 1641 nucleotides. RefSeq lists its product as hypothetical. NCBI's taxonomy places the organism in Eukaryota, Fungi, Ascomycota, Eurotiomycetes, Eurotiales, Aspergillaceae. Gene Ontology annotation, cellular component: catalytic step 2 spliceosome. The record is from RefSeq and is a predicted model, not a curated record. The coding region runs from base 154 to 1548 and encodes 464 amino acids. The transcript has a single exon.
CUAAGCAAGCUCACUUUGGAUUCUUCAAUCUACCUCAAGACUCUACAUGCGUUAUGAUCAUUUUCACAUUCUCCUUUUUUCGUACCUGAGCGUUAUUUCUCUACUCUCUGCCUUCCCCUUCCCCCUGUUUACGUCGAGGCGAGCGCCUUCACGAUGACGUCAAAUGCGCUGGCUAAACGCCAGUCCGAAAAUGCUCUGAUGCCUCCUCCCCCGCCACCAAAACGUAUCAAACGGCCUGCCACUGUGCUGGAUGAGGAUAUCUAUACGGACGCUCUGUCGCAUAUCAUCGCUCGAGACUUCUUCCCUGGCCUGUUGGAGACGCAGGUCAAACAGGAGUAUUUAGAUGCGCUGGACUCGAAAGACAAAGAAUGGAUUGCGAGCGCAAGGAAAAAGCUACAAGAGAGCAUAGGUGGCCGGGGGAAGGGAACUGGAACACGGAAUACACCCAAUACUCCUCGUUUGACACGCCCGACAUCGACCGCCGGAGAGACACCGAUAGCCUGGGGAGGAGAGACGCCCAUGUCGGUUGCGUCGACGCCCACGACUGACACCGAAGAACGCAGAGGGACCCCCGAUGUAUCGAAUAUGAGUCUUAUUUCAUUCCAAGCGAAAUAUACAAGUGAAGACAACGAGUCAUUCAAUAAGCUGCUUGACAAGCAGAAUCUGAAACGUCGGGCGAAACAUGCCUAUUUGUGGAACAACAACAAGAUCCCUUCAGCUCGGCAGAUUGCCUACCACAAGCAAGAAGCAAAACGCAUCACUGAGCAGGGGCGGAACCCGGAUUCUGAGAAGCAAGUGGCGAUCAAGACCGACCUAGACGCACGCCCUGCCAAUCCGGAUUCCUGGAAGGUUCAGCCAGACAACUCGCUCAUGUUCAUCCCGCCUUCUAUCGAAGAUACCCAUGAAACAAUCCAACAACGGGCAGAAGCCUCGUCGCGGGCCGGGCCGAAGUGUGUGCUAUACCAGAAUACCAGGUUGCAGGCCGAGACUUCAGAUGCCCACCACGGCGAUACGGGUCCCGUGCCACCGUCGCCCUCCAUCUCCGCGAUCAAAGAUGCCAUCGCAGGACGGCCCCGCCAUACAGAUUCGGAAGCCGGGUAUACGGGAGGCGAAACACCGCGAGUGAACGGCUACGCGUUUGUCGACGAGGAUGAGCCUGAAGCAGAGCCUACAGAGCUUGAUGAGAACGAGUCAUUGGCUUUGGACCUGCGCUUGCUCGGUACGGGAGAAGACAGUACCCCGAACCCAUUCCAGAUUCCUAAAAACCGGCGGCGAGAAGAUUUACAUCAUCGGAUGGUAGAUCGGGUUGCGCGGAAUAAACGAGAAGAAAAAGCAGGCAGAGAGGACAAGACCCCCGUCCCACGGUUUCCCAGUAGUCCACGGCUAGAUCUCGGCCUUCAAUCUCCCAGGUCGCCUAGCGCAAAGACUCUGACGCCAGCGGCACAGAAGCUACUACAGCGCGUAGGCAGCACGCCUCGCCAUGCAAGAAGUUCUGGGUCCUCUGGGUUGAAGAACGUGUGGACACCCACGCCGAAGCGGGCGAGGUAAUAUUAUUCCUCAUGGGACAUAGAUUUCCAAGACUUACGAAGCGGAGCUUUACUUAUAGAUUAAUCAUUUAUUCAAGGUCCCUGAUCUAGCCAC